CUUUACAGUUUUGCGUGUAUAUUUUGACUAUGGGGAAAAUGAGAGGUAAUUAGCUUCUAGAUAUAGAGAGAAAGAGAGAGACAUGAUUUGUUGAAGUGUCAUCUUCUUAUAUAUACUCUCGAGGAAAUAGGAAACAAAAACCCCAAAUCCCUCUCCUUCUCUCAAUAUCCUUUCUCACAAUUUUUUUUCUUCCCUAUCUACGCUUCUUGCAUCACCACACAUCUCUCUCUGGGAAGCAUGUCUGUUUCUUGAAGAGGACAAAAGGAUUUCUAUUUCUUUUUUUUUUUUUUUGCCUUUAGGCACCCUCUACAUACCAAACUUUUUCUUUCUUUCUUUCUUUCUUGCUUGCCAUACUUUGGUUAUGUGAAGUUGAUAAAAGGGUUCUUCUUUCUUUUUCCUAGCCAUCUACACUUCUAACCUACUAAAGAUUGCUUUUUUAGUAAGUUUGGAAAAGAUCCCACUUCAAAAAUCUACUCUAUUCUUUGUGUUCUUGAAUUUUGCCUUCUCUUUUUUAAUUAUUGAAGAACAAGAACAACAGCUAGAUAGCCUGCAACCAUUAAUUUCUAAGGGAAUAUUGAAAAUGUCCCAGAAAGGAAUUUUUGAUAAACAGUCUCUGAAUCUGAUUCCAGACCUUUCACUGCACAUAAGCCUUCCAAACAGUGCUCCUUCUUCAAUUUGCACUGGCACAAACGAUGGUGAUUCGGCUUUUGAUAUUUGGCGCAAAGAUGAUGGACUAAUAAAAUCACAUAGUGAUAGUUCUAUAAGAGUUGGGUCUCAAAUAUCAGACACUGAACUUUCUCUUGCAAAUCCAACAAGCACUGCUGCUUUGGAGGCAGAGAGUCCUUGGAGAAUAAACUACGGUGGAAGAGGGACUGGCGGUCUUGAGGAUCAUCACCCUGAUCGAGCAAGGCAAAGAAAUCUUCUUCUUCAACGUUCUAGUAAUGGCCAAAUGAGUCAUAUAAACCAUGGGAUCUCAGUUCUUGAUGUCACAGGAUCGAAGCCUAUAAAGGGGAUUCCAGUUUACAAUAGCUGGAAUAGUUCAGGAGAUCAUAAUAUUGAUCCUAGAUUUAGCUUUAACCAAAUGCCUUAUUCACCAUCUUGCACCCCCUACUCUUCUUCAAAUUCUUCAGCUGAUCACCAUACCUCCACUUUGCAAGCUUACAGAAUGGGUACUUCUGCACCAAGAUUCAAUGGAAUGUCAAUGGAGUCACUGAGAGUUCCACAAUAUCAUCAAUACCAUCAAUAUGGAGCUGCUGCAGGAGUAGGGGGUGGUGGUGCGGAGCUAUAUGGUAGUAGUGGCAUGAUUCGAUCAAGAUUUAUGCCAAAGUUACAUAGCAAGAGGAACAUGAGAGCUCCAAGAAUGCGUUGGACUAGCUCACUCCAUUCUCGUUUUGUUCAUGCUGUUGAGCUCCUUGGUGGCCAUGAAAGGGCAACUCCAAAGUCAGUUCUAGAGCUCAUGGAUGUCAAAGAUCUAACGCUUGCUCAUGUUAAAAGUCAUUUACAGAUGUACAGAACUGUUAAAAGCACUGACUGCAGACCUACAGCUUCCUCAGAUGGAUCUGGUGAUGAAGAUUUCGUUUCUGGAACAGCUUGCAUUACCCAAAAUGCUACCCAUUUACUCAACCAGAAAGGAGGUUCAAAGGUGCUUAAUUUGCAGCAUGAUAAUGGCUGCCCUAAUUCUCCGACUACUCUAUGGAGCAACUCUUCUAGCAAAGGAGGAUGGAUGCGUAGCAGUUCAAGAGAUCUAGAUGGGGUUAGGGUAGAAACCCUACCAUCUCAACAAGCAUCAGGAAACAAAUUGGAAAUAAUUGCUGAAUCAAGAAGCUUUCCAGGAUACAACCAAGAACUCAAGAAUCCAAUCUUGGAGUUUUCCUUGGGAAGACCAGACGGGCAAAACAAAGAACAUGACUGAUUUAAGAUAGAGUUGUGCUUAGAUAACCAUGGAACUUUCAUGCAUCGUAUUUAGAUUUCCCUUUAUCUCAACCAAAAAAUAAAAGGAAAAACAAAAAAAAAAUCAUAGAUAAUAUAAAUUGAUACAGGGUUUUGAAGGGGAGAAGAAGAAAGUCUUGGCUCUGUCAGUUCAAUGCAUGUCUGUCUGUGUGUCUGUAUAUUCUUUUUUGGGCCAUUGUUGGACUAUGUUUACGAGGUGAUGUUAGUCGUUACAUGGUGUAAUCAAUGAAGCAAAAAGUAGAAGAAAAGAAGGAAUCGGUUUUUAAUGGUGCUUGAUAAA
Molecule: messenger RNA, 2230 nt
Organism: Populus trichocarpa (black cottonwood)
Lineage: Eukaryota; Viridiplantae; Streptophyta; Magnoliopsida; Malpighiales; Salicaceae
Product: transcription repressor KAN1
Exons: 6
Coding region: 581-1912 (443 amino acids)
Biological process (GO): abaxial cell fate specification; regulation of DNA-templated transcription
Cellular component (GO): nucleus
Molecular function (GO): transcription cis-regulatory region binding
Source: RefSeq, a predicted model, not a curated record